This is a messenger RNA of Zingiber officinale, 978 nucleotides long. RefSeq lists its product as uncharacterized. Lineage: Eukaryota; Viridiplantae; Streptophyta; Magnoliopsida; Zingiberales; Zingiberaceae. The transcript has 5 exons. Bases 77 to 862 code for a protein of 261 amino acids. The record is from RefSeq and is a predicted model, not a curated record.
UCCUCUCCUCUCCUCUCGUUCGACUCCGCUGCCGCACAAAAGAGAGAGAGAGGCUAAGAGUAGAACGUCGAUCGGAAUGGAUCGGAAUCUGCCGGUGAGGACGUCGCACAGCUGCAUGGCGGAUCUCCUCGCGUGGCCAAACGAGCCGGCGGAGGAGCCAUCGCCGACUCCCUCCUCCCGCCGGAGCUUCAAGCCGGCAGAUAGGAUCAGCCCGGCCAUGUUCGGCGCGCCGAUGACCAAGGAGGAGGCCGAGAUAGUGAACAAGAGGAGGUCCUGCUCAGCUCUGAAACUGCAAGAUAUGAACGGCAAUGGUAUUUUUGCCAUUGAUGACGACGAACAUAAUGCAUCCAACCAGAAGACUAGCAUUCGAAUUUUUCAGAAAUCUAUGGGUGCGAUCAGCCAAAUAUUGCUUGGCACGGAAGGGGUAGAAACUCCGAGAAAACCUACAUCUUUUGCUGAGUUAGCAAAGCAGCGCGAGCUGAGAGGGACGAUAGAGUCUGAGCUGGAGCAACUUCAAGUGAAGAAACAACUCUCUGAGGCAAAAUGCAAAGAACUCAGUGGGAGUGGCAUCUUCGCCCUUCCACCUGAGAUUCCACAAAGGCAUUUAGCUGCACAGGACCAGGAACUAAGGAACAAUUUGGAUUUCGAGCCAUCGCAACUGCAGACGAAACCGGCAUCAGUGAAUUCACACCUUGUGGAUGCGGAAACAAUCACCAAGAAAGCGAAGAAAAUCUGCAACCAAAAGUUCAAAGAUCUGAUGGGGAAUGAUACAUUCAGGGGGGGUGCUGUAUCCAUGCCUGCUGAGAAACAACUGAGCUUGUCAAAUGUAGAGAAUCAUAGUAGUACAAUGGCCUGGGUUUAGUAUAUUGGUUUAUACUAAACCAAUAUAAUAAAAACUCUAUUUGUGCUAGAAUGUGUUUCAGCACUACUCUUGAUAAAAUUUAUUGAAAUUGAAUAAUACAUAUGAUUCCACAAUCA